Molecule: messenger RNA, 3107 nt
Organism: Pogona vitticeps (central bearded dragon)
Lineage: Eukaryota; Metazoa; Chordata; Lepidosauria; Squamata; Agamidae
Biological process (GO): regulation of transcription by RNA polymerase II
Cellular component (GO): nucleus
Molecular function (GO): DNA-binding transcription factor activity, RNA polymerase II-specific
Source: RefSeq, a predicted model, not a curated record
GGGACUCAGACCCUAAGAUUUGGCAACAUUCCUGCCAAUUCCCCAAUAAUCUAUAUUGGGAGUGAGGCAUUAGGGAGAUAUUCCAGAUGUGUACAGACAAACAAGACUGGGGGGGGACCGGUACAUCCCACAGCAAAUACUCCCCCCCCUUUGGAUGCAGAUCUACAACAAAAUACCAGAACAACGAGGAACAACACCACUAUGUGGAGAAGCCCAGGCUUGUUUUUUACCUGCUGUUCUACAAGCAGAAAUUCAACAGGUGAAGUUUUCACCAGCAUAGAAUAGAAUGAAGCAAGGAAACACCAUCGGGAUAAUUUUAAUUCUGGCCUACAACUCCUAUUAGCUCCAUGCUACCUAGUCCAGGUGAGGGAUUGUGGCAGUUGCAAUUCUAAACGCCUGAGGACCCGAAGGCACACUGUCUUUCCAGUGGGAAAGCUGACCUUAACAGCAGCACUGAUGCCAUACGUGGAAGUCUCAGUCUGCCAAGCGUUAUGAGGAGAAAACCCACACAAAGAGACUUGUGGCACCCAGAAGGCUGACACAGUUGUUGCAGCAUAAAGCUUUCCUGGACCAGAGCCCAUCGGGUGCAUGAAUCACAGUCAGGAUCAGAGAAUGAAGCUGGCAAGUGAAACGGCAUAGUUUAAAAAACGAGAUUUUCCUCCACCCUUUCCAAGAGCUUUUAAUCAACAGGAAUUUGCAGGGACUUCUCAUGGAAACAGAAAAGAAAACCCGGCUCAACGCUUCUUCCCCUCAUCUCUUCCUUUUGUGGUGGAAAAAGCCACGUCGGGAGAAAAAAUUCCACUUCGAUGCCCUCCUUAAAGACACAGGCAGCGGACGACGCCCCUCCGAGCGCCGCCCGGUCUACCCCGGAGUUGUUCGCUCGGCGUCUGCACAGCAUCCCGGCAGUAAGGCAAGCUUAUCGGACGGCGCUAAGACCGAGGAGCCGCCUUGGCGUGGAAAGGAUCGCCCUCUCCGCUGGGUCCGAGCGCCUCCCGGAUGCCCCUCGGAGGCCGGCCAGCCAGCCAUCCAGGCUCUUUUGUUCUGCAGCGGCCGGGCGGCGAGCGAGCGAGGUUUCCCACCGGACGCUCAGCUCCUCUCCCCACCCACAGCCGGCCCAUUGAAACCCUCCGCUGCCGCAGAUCACAAUGCAAAACAGCGAUGUCCCUGUAGCGGAACGAGCUCUUGUUCCUGGUGCCCAAUGGAGCCAUCUCACAGGUGGCAGGUCGAGAGGGGUGAUGGGCAUCCAGCAGAGCUACAGACAAAGUCUCGGGUGCUGGUACCAAGUGGGACUGGUUGGUCAAGAGCAGAACACCAUGGCAGCACUGGGCUUGAGAACCAGGUGAUAGAAACCUGUCCCUCAGUUCCUUGGUCUCACUAUACGCAGAACUCGCUCAGCAGUGACAUCCCCCAGAACCAUAUGGCUAUAGAAGACAGACCUUCCCAUCCUGAGAUCUACAGCAUUGCCCUGUGGGGGCCAAAACUACAUUCAGCACUGACCAAACAUAGAGGGGGGAGAGCCAAUGCACAGGCCUCUGCACCUAAUUCUAAGCGUUCGGGUCAGUCAGGAGAUGCAGCUGAUGAGGGGUCCCUGGUGCUGAUUGAUGCCGAAGGGGUGCCCCAUACAGUUACCCAAGAGGAGGUGGAGCUUGCUGGGCAAAUGCAAUCCUCAGAGCCUGAGCUGCUGGCCUCGGCCCCACCACCACGACAGCUGUACUUCUGCCCCAUUUGCCUACGGACGUUCCUGUACCAAUCAGACCUAGAGCGCCAUAGCAUCACUCACUCGGAGAGCAAGCCGUACGUGUGCCGUGAAUGCGGCAAGGCCUUCAAACGUUCCUCGCACCUUCAGCGACACAAGCACAUUCAUACUGGCGAACGGCCCUUCAACUGCCCAGUCUGCCGCAAGGGUUUCCGGGAAUCUGGGGAGCUGUUGCGCCAUCAGCGAGUCCACACAGGGGAGAAACCCUACCAGUGCCAGAUUUGCAGGUUGCGCUUCACAGAACGCAACACCCUCCGCCGGCAUGCCAAGCGCAAACAUGCCAGAGAGACCUACUACCAGCGCUCCGUUGAGGAGGGUGGCGGCAGUUGGACUACUGCGGGGGACUGGGAAUCGGAAGUAGUGUCUGGAGCUGGUGACUGGGGGUCUGAGGAGCUUGAGAGUGGCUGGACCAAUGAAGCAGUGGAGGACUGGGUAGGGGAUGGAAGCCACUGGGGGGAAACUGCAGAAGGUGGGACAGAAACCUCUCCUGUAGCCACGACAUAUCUACAAGACAGGGGGGAGCCUAUCCAAGACAAAGACACACCCGUGAACCAACCCCCAUAAAUAUGUAACACCAGGGGACAUGAGCUACAGAGGAAAACUGGGAAGUGAAGCUUGGUUUGAAACUAUUUAUAGGGACUUGCAACUUUUGUAAUUGCAUUGAGACUUUUUCCAUGAUGAAAGGCAUGAAAAUAAGGAUCACACCCAGCCCUAGAGAAUGUUAUAAGCCUUGAAAUGUUAAUGCGUGGGCAUCACCAAAGACUGUUGGUGGACAGGAAAUCACAAUUGUCUGCUCCUGUGAACAACUGUAUUAUGCUAUCCAGAGGUGUGGCAGGAAUGGAGAAAUUCCUCUUGCAACUCUACCAAACUAAAUGUUGAUAUUUAGUGAUCUUCUGUAAGAGUCUUUGCAUUUUAAUUUUGCAAACAUUUCAGUGAAUUAACAUAUGCAAAACAGAAGUGGUCUGUUAUUAUAAUUGUUUUCUCCCACUUUCUUCCUGGUAAAGAUGAAUUACAGUUUGGAAGUAUAUUGUUCAUCCAGUCACAGCAUCCCUUAAAGCAAAUUAGGUCAUCACCUGAUCCACGGUACCACAUAUGUUCAGAAAGGCAAGAUUCUGGCAGUGAAUGAGAAGAGGCUAUGUGCUAGCACGAUGGUUGCCCUGCAAACUUCACCAUGGUAAAAUAUAUCUGAAGAAUGGUGGCAGAUACAUUGUUUAGGAAGAUUGUUCCCAAUUCUGUUAGGAGUUACUAGACCCUUCACAAAACUACAGUUCUCACAGUCCAUUGUAGUGGGAGAAGAUAUAUCAGUUAAUUGGGGUUACGUUUGUAGUAUAGAGUUACCACUCGACAUUUG